Folsomia candida is the source of this 2874-nucleotide messenger RNA. RefSeq lists its product as uncharacterized. NCBI's taxonomy places the organism in Eukaryota, Metazoa, Arthropoda, Collembola, Entomobryomorpha, Isotomidae. Bases 471 to 1232 code for a protein of 253 amino acids. The transcript has 4 exons. The record is from RefSeq and is a predicted model, not a curated record.
UCGUCGUAGUCGUACUUUUCGUCGUAGAAGGAUACACCGUCUGACUGAUCCUGAGUGAAGUUUGCUUUCUCCUGGUGCAAUCCCAGCUUGCUUUUCUCGUGGUAUAAAGUUGGGAGCUGGGCGCAUUUGACUCAUACAUACGCGAACCACCAGUUGACACUUGCUCCCUGCGAUGUGCUGAUUUUUCCGGGUAUUGUAAUAAAAUAAAAUUGCCCUGGAUUUUGAGAGAUUAGGUUGCAAGGAAAGACACGCGUUUCCAAACAACUUUCUCCUUGGUCAAUUGCAACAAGCGAAAGAAUAAAAAGAACCCCAGCCAAGCUAUUUCGAUUUGUGACCUAAUCUGACGACCUUCCAUCCAUUACAUUACAUUAGUUUCUUCCUUUGGCAGUCGACACGGAGCCCAGAUUCACCUAUAAAUAACAAUUCCGCAACAAUUAGCUCCCAACGGGUGGUUUGGUAAAACAUCAAGAAUGACCAUAGCAGGCUGGACACGGAAACCAGAAACCAUUGCACCGCCAACAACGUCAUGUUGGGAGCAAAAUAGCUCAAAGCCAUCCACCGAGUCAAAAAGACGAGCUGCGGGAUCCGUGGGCGUGGGAGGCGGCAGACUUAUCAUCGCCAUGCUAUUCGACAAAUAUAAAAUAUUUUGCAUGCUUCAUUUAACGAUGCUGCUGUUGGCUCCUCUCGUGGCGUCAACGGAAUUAAACCCAACGAUAACUUCUGACCCUAAAACAAGGACACAAAGCCAUGAACAGGAAAUAAGUAUUGAGAAAGAAGAUGACCUGGAAGUAUAUCAUCACGAGCAAAACUUGGAAACAGGGGAACUAUUGAACAUGAGGAUGCUUCGAUCCCAAGACGAGCAAAGGAAUGAUCAAUUAAAUUCCGCCAGUCGUCAGUAUAAUCGGCUAAGUAGAGCGCUUGAACGGAUGCAUUUUGGUCCACUUCUGAGGUUGAGGCCAAUCAGCAAUAGAGCAGCCACUGUCUCAUGGAAGUUCGCCAUACCUAACCCACAUCCUCCUCCUCGGCAGAAAAAAGCAUUGAGCUUCUUCUCACGGUUUUAUCCCAUUUUGCAGCACGGCAGCAGCGGUGGUGGUGGGGACGGAAGUGGAGAUUCCUUGAUGAACGGCGACUACACGGCCCGACGACGCGUUUCGUACGCCUCCUCUGGAGAAAGUUUCCCCCUGGGCUCCCGUUUCUCCAGACCCAUAAUGAGACUUCGGUGGGGAAAGUAAAUUCUCAGAGAUAAAACACAGCAGCAGUAAAUUAGUACUUAAUUGGCCUUCCCACUUACCUACGUAAAUAGGUAGGUACAGCCCAUUACCUCCUCAUUCUUCCCUUCCAAUUGUCUGAUCUAAUUUACCCUCAGCUCUCUACCCCACGAAAUAUAUCUCCUGUACAUUACUUGACUUACACUAACAGCUCCCACUCAGAAAUUACACUCGGGUGGCUGGACUUAUGAGUGGGAAGGUCAUAAAUAAUCUUAUUCUGCAUACGUGAAGCCAUCCAAUUCCAGGUUUUGUUUUGAAUAGAAAUCUCAUUUACGUCGUUUCCGAGAGGAGUGGAUUAAAUUAUUGGCAGUUCUGGGCCAGUUGAGCUAAUUAAUGACUUAAUUGAUGUUGUACACGUUAUGUGCUCGAGGAUUAAUUACAGAAAUCUAUUUGUGUCACAUGCUAUGUGAUUAAAGUGUCAAACACGAGUACAUGUACAUUUAUAGGGACUAAAUAAUCCUGAGCAUGAUCGUAUGGUUUAGGUUUAUCUUAGAAUUGAACCGUCCUCUGGGAAUGAAAAUUCGACGAAAGACAAUUUUACAACAAACACUCAGUUGUAGAAUUUUUAAUUUUGCACAAUUCUUAUUAGUGUAAAUAAAAUAGUUUACAGUUUUGUUCACAUUCUGAUAAUCUAAUUUUUUGAAUUUUUUGAAGAAUUUUUUGAAGAAUAUUCGGAUGUCAGUCUUAAAUUAUGACUCUUAAUAGCCGAUACAUAUUGUACGUACCUACUAUGAAAUACCUUUCAUUGAUACGAACUCGGGAAUUAGACAGGAUUUAGUUAAAGCAUGACCUAUUUCUCAGUUAUGUACAUAAUAUUUAAACAUGCAGAGCAAACUAACUAUUGUGCGGUCAGCCCAUUUUGGUAUUACCUGAAAAAUCCUGAUUAUGGUCCCCAUAAAUAUUCUGAGAGAAUUAUCCAACAUUUAUAAUUUUUUCUGUAUUCAGUAUCCAGCAGGGGUCAGGGAUAACACAAUUUAAAAUUUGAAGAGUCAGCUCGACUCUCCUGAUUUACACCAACGUGUAACUACAUUACUGAGCACUCAAAGCUUUCAAGUAGAUAAAAUAUGCCCUUAAUCAUGACCUGUCGUGGAGCAGUCGAUGAUAUUUUAAAAUUCUAAAUUGCAUAACCAUAAUUUGCAAAUGAGACACCUCAAUGAACUGACCACAGUCGUUUUUCUCUACAUAUGCAUGUACCCUAAAAUUAGAAAUAGUAUAAAUUGUAAUUAUCAGGUCAAAUCUGUUAGUAAUGGAAAAUUGCACUUAUGUAAAUACACACCAUGUAUAGUAUAACUACAUAUAUUUAUAAAUAACUCCAUGCGAAACUGACAACGAGUAGGAUUAGCAGUAGCUAAAUUUUAGCACCUCAUCCUCAGUUGCAUAUGUAUGCUAAUAAAGUAGAACCAAAAUAUAUUAUCAAAUCGUUUGUGAUUUUAGUCUAAAAUGAUUUAUUUUGUGCUUUAAAUCACAAAAACUUAUCAAAAUAGAAUCCAAUAAAUGAAUCAGACAUUGAAUUCCGUAUGUAAUAUGCCGUAUGUAGGUUACGAUAAGCACGAAUAUAUGUAAUUACGGCCAAAAUGCAAUGGGGAAUUAAAGAAAUGUCAACAAA